AUGAGCAGCCGCAGCAUUCUCAUGGACUUUGUGCUUGGAAGCCUCGCGACCAGCGGCGCGUGCGUCGUGUCGAACCCUAUGGAAGUGAUCAAGACGCGAAUGCAGCUGCAAGGAGAGCUCACGUCCACUGUCACAGCGCGCGCCGCGUCGCCCGCUGUCCAGUACCGCAACUUUGCGCACGCGUUGUACACUAUUGGACGGACCGAAGGCCUGCGGGGCAUUCAACGGGGCCUGGGGCCCGGUAUGUCGUACCAGAUCUUCAUGAACGGUCCUCGACUGGGCCUCUUUGAGCCGCUGCAGCACGUGUUUGGCGCUACGGACGCGGCAGCGCUGUCGUUUCCACUGCGCAAUGUCUGUGCUGCUGCUACUUCAGGCAUGAUUGGUGCGUUCGUCGGCAGUCCCUUUUACCUCGUCAAGGCGCGUAUUCAAGCGGCCAGUUCAGUGGGCAAAGUGAAUGCGCAGUACGCGUACAGUGGAAUGGUGGAUGGGUUCCGGCAGAUCAUCAGGACAGACGGAUUCACGGGACUGUAUCGUGGUGCGACGGCGUCGGUACCGCGUGUGGCGAUUGGUUCUGGAACGCAGUUGGCGACGUAUACGCAGUUGAAAGCGCUCGUGGCUGCAGCAGGCAUUGAAGAUGGAGUGCCGGUUUACUUGGGCUCGAGUCUCUUGACUGGAAUUGCGGUCGCAACGACGAUGAACCCGAUGGAUGUCGUGUCGACGCGGAUUUACAGCCAGAAGGUCGUGAACGGCAAAGGCAAGUUGUACUCGGGCGUGAUAGACUGUAUCAGGAAGACUAUGAAAAGCGAAGGCAUUCGCGGCUUCUACAAGGGAUGGACAGCAAACUACAUGCGGCUAGCCCCACACACCAUCUUUACGUUCAUUUUCUGGGAGGAAGCCAAGAAAGUAGCCGCGCGGUUCGGAUACUAG
Hyaloperonospora brassicae is the source of this 927-nucleotide messenger RNA. NCBI's taxonomy places the organism in Eukaryota, Oomycota, Peronosporomycetes, Peronosporales, Peronosporaceae. The record is from the annotation of a GenBank genome assembly.